Messenger RNA from Manihot esculenta (cassava), 1739 nucleotides. Its product is annotated as homeobox-leucine zipper protein HAT3. The coding region runs from base 408 to 1322 and encodes 304 amino acids. Gene Ontology annotation, cellular component: nucleus. Gene Ontology annotation, molecular function: sequence-specific DNA binding; DNA-binding transcription factor activity, RNA polymerase II-specific. The record is from RefSeq and is a predicted model, not a curated record. The transcript has 4 exons. Gene Ontology annotation, biological process: regulation of DNA-templated transcription. Lineage: Eukaryota; Viridiplantae; Streptophyta; Magnoliopsida; Malpighiales; Euphorbiaceae.
AAUUCUCCCCCGGCUAUUAAUAAAGGAAACUCGGUUACAAGUUAACUCGAUAAAAGCUCUCAACAUAUAACCAGGGUGAAAGGUAAAAAGUCCUUGGCUAUGGUGAAGCCUAGCGCAAAUAUAUACAUACCGACACAAGUCAUGAUUGAAUCUAUACCCACUUUCUCACUCUCUACUUUCUGUCCAUGUAGCUCUAUAUAUGAACUACUCCCAUGCCUUCACUCUACUGCUAAAUAAAAGCAAAAGACUUUCACGCCUCUGCCCGCAAAAACUCAGCCCUCUUACUAAUCACAGUUUCAAAAUUCCACGGCAAAUACCCUGGGCAAAAGAAAGACUAUAGCUUCUUCAUUGUUUUGUUUUCAUACAGAAAAGUUUUGUUUUAUUUUGUUGUUGGUCCAGAGGAAGAGAUGGCAGAGAAAGAUGAUGGGUUGGGUUUAGGUUUGGGUCUCAGCUUGGGCUCCCCAGCAGCUCCACAGAUUCUACCCUCUUUGAAGCUAAAUCUCAUGUCAUUUCCUUCAGAGUUGAUGCAAAAUAAUCACAGCAGGACCGACUUGAAUGACCUCUUUCAAGCAUGCGAUAGGAACGCUGAUGCGUGGUCGUUUCCACGAGGGAUUGACGUGAAUCUUAUACCAUCUUUAGCCGAUUGCGACGACGAAGUCGGCGUUUCUUCUCCGAACAGCACAAUUUCAAGCAUAAGUGGAAAGAGAAACGAGAGGGAACAGAUUGGAGAGGAAACCGAGGCGGAGAGAGCAUCGUGUUCUCGCGGCGACGGCGGAAGCGAUGACGAAGACGUAGGUGCUGGAGGAGACGCUUCCAGGAAAAAGCUAAGGCUGUCAAAGGAACAGUCCUUGCUGCUUGAAGAUGCCUUCAAAGAGCACAAUACCCUGAAUCCUAAGCAAAAACUUGAAUUGGCGAAGCAGUUGAAUCUCAGGCCUAGACAGGUGGAGGUGUGGUUUCAGAACAGGAGGGCAAGGACUAAGCUGAAGCAAACUGAAGUUGAUUGCGAGUACCUAAAGAGGUGCUGUGAAAAUCUAACACAAGAAAACAGGAGGUUGCAGAAGGAGGUUCAGGAGCUUAGAGCAUUGAAGCUGUCUCCCCAGCAAUACAUGCACAUGAACCCUCCCACCACCCUCACCAUGUGCCCUUCAUGUGAGCGUGUUGCAGUCUCAUCGUCAUUCUCAUCUGUAGCUGCCACCGCUGCUUCAACGGCCCCAUGCCGCCCCAUGGGGAACCCCUAUACCCAACGAGCCAUGCCCAGUAAGCCUUGGGCGGCAUUGCCUAUCCAACAGCGACCAUUUGGUACGCCUGCUUCGAGGUCAUAAUUGCUAUGUUCAACCAGGGAUAUUAUGGUAAAUGGAUUACAUUUUAGGAUAAGGAUGUAAAUAUAUAAAUCAAGAAGGGAGGCGGUUUGAAUGCGAUUUGUUGAAAGUCUUCGGUUGUAUGGAUGCUAAGAUACAGAAAGUAGUGUUUAUAAUUACAAAUUUUAACCAAAACAAAAAUGGAAUUGAUAAUUAGGAUAACUUGGAAGGAUAUGUUAUAUGACAAACGAAUCUAAAUAUCUUCUGGCGAACAUAUUAUUGAUGGAAUUUGAUGUUGGUUGGAAUUUACAAUUUAGCAUGUAGCGAAGGCAGCUUUUGCAAUUAUUAUAAUGAAGGAACUAACGAUGUUGGCCUCUCCUCUCGUAUGUAAAUUGUCGUCUAUUUUAGACUAUAAGAUUCCAACCAUUUGCUGUGAUUCUA